AUGUCCAUCGCCCAUGAGGCGGCCAAGGCCAUGCUAUCUGAUGCCCUGCUGCAGGACAGCUCCGGGAUAGAUCGGCUCGUCCACCUGGAGCUGGAGCUCCCUCUGGACAAGGUCAUCAAAUUUGUGUCCGUCGGCCUUCCACUGCUGCUGGUCUCCAUGGCCUUCGCCCGUGAGAUCUCCCUGGGGCCUCAGAUCAGCUGUUUCCCUCCCAGCAACUUCACAGUCAAGCAGGCCAGCUACGUCGACACGUACUGCUGGGAUUCCCUCAUGCACCACGAGUUUGACAGCGAUGGAAACUUUGAGGAACGCUCUCUCUGGGUUCACAAAAUGUUCCCCUACUCUCUUCUGGCCAUGGCGGUGUUGAUGUAUCUGCCGGCUCUGAUCUGGCGCCAGCUUGUCAUGCCCACACUGGCCUCAGACCUGCUCUUCAUUAUUGACGAGCUAGACAGGGCGUACAACCGCUCGGUCCGAAUGGCCCAGAGCAUCCUGGAUAUGCGUCAGAGCACCAAGAACCCCCUGACGUUUCAGGCCGAGCUGGAGAGAGCCAAGAAGAAGAGAUACUUUGAGUAUCCCCUGCUGGAGAGAUACAUGCAAUGCAAACACAACUCCUACUUCUUGGUUAGCAUGCUUUUCCUGCGUGGCUUCCUGCUGCUGACCUUCAUGACCGCCGCCUGCCUCUACCUGGCUUACUUCCACCUCUCCGCCUUCCUGCAGGACGAGUUCAGCUGCUUCGUUCGCACAGGCAUGCUGCGCGAUCAGAACUGGGUGCCCGAGCUGAUCCAGUGUAAAAUGACUGGCCAGCUGGUCUUCCAGGUGAUAAGUGUGGCAAAUGGCGCCAUCUACGUGCUGCUGGCUCCGAUCGUCCUUUUCAGCCUGGUUCGGCUCUUCGUCUGGGACACCACCUUCCUGUCCGUCUACGAGAUCCUUCCAGCGCUGGACCUCAUCAGGCGCCGUAAGCUCGGCUGCCCUCUGAAUGACCUCAACGUCCUCCUGCUCUUCUUGCGCGCCAACGUUGCUCACUUGAAGUCUUACGGCAAGGUGAGAGCGCUGUGCUCUCUGGCGCCACCACAGGUGGGAAACAGCGUCCCGGGCCAGGGCUUGAGCGCAAUGCUAAGUGAAGAGGAGAUCCAAGAGCGUGAAGAGGCAGCGAUGGAGCUGAAGGAGGAACUGGAGGAGGCUAGAGAAGAAGGGAAGCUCAACUUGGUGGAUAUCAUGACUAUUCUGGGAGCGGCGCAGGGAAAAGUGGUUAACUGCAGUGAGCAGAGGCCUUUGGUGGAGGAGAAUAUGAGUCUCGGUACCGUAACUCUUAUCUACACGCUUAAACGUAUGCUGCUAGUGGCUAUUUUCAUCUACAUCAUUUGGGAUGUACAGAAAAUUAUUAAGUGA
Molecule: messenger RNA, 1386 nt
Organism: Myripristis murdjan (pinecone soldierfish)
Lineage: Eukaryota; Metazoa; Chordata; Actinopteri; Holocentriformes; Holocentridae
Product: pannexin-3
Exons: 4
Coding region: 1-1386 (461 amino acids)
Biological process (GO): positive regulation of interleukin-1 production; monoatomic cation transport; cell-cell signaling
Cellular component (GO): plasma membrane
Molecular function (GO): wide pore channel activity
Source: RefSeq, a predicted model, not a curated record